AUGGCCCUCAUCGACAAGAAACUUGAAGCUGAUUUAGCUAACCUGACGGAUGAGGAACAAGAUAACUACAGUCCACAUGAUGAUCUGCACGCUGACAAACAGGGUGAUGUGGAAAAGUGGUUGGAACAAAGCCAACGUGAGCUGGAAUCCGCCGCGCAGCAAGUCCCCGAUCAAGGUAACCAGCCGGACCUGCCGUGCCCGCCGCCGGUCGUUGACCCCGGCACCUCCAAUGGAACGAUUCAAAUGCUCGCAAGUGCACUUCAAAAUCUAACUGCAAGUACCGCUAAACAAAAGAGUGACAAAAACCUGCUAAGCCGAUUAUGUACUCCCAGAGACCUACCUAGUUACUCUGGCGACCCUUUGGACUGGCUACAAUUUAAGCAGGCCUAUGAAGAGUCCACCGAAGUGUGCGGAUUCAGCCCGAAGGAGAACCUAUGGAGACUGAGAAAAUGCCUAAAUGGAACUGCCAGGGAAGCAGUUUCAGCUUUAAUGGUUACUGCCACGUCGCCCGAUAUAGUGAUGAAAACCUUGGAAUUGGUAUGUGGAAAUCCAGAAAGCAUCUUAACUCGUAUUAUGCAAGGAUUACGCAAGCUACCAUCUAUGUCGAACGAGUACAGUAAGGACAUCGUAUCUUUCUCAGUCAAAGUGCAAAACUUCAUCGCAGCCGUACAUGCAGUCGGCCGCAAAGAGUACCUACACGACGUAAACAUGGCUAAUAUCAUUAUAUCUAAAUUACCGACGGUUAUUAUAUCGAAAUGGUCUGACUACAGUUUCCCCAUAAUAGCCGAAGGUAAGAAGCCACGCUUGGAGAUACUUGGAGACUUUUUAAACAUCGAAGCACUCAAAAUAACCACUACAGCGAACAUUCACGUCACGGAUCAGCGCAGCAGUUAUCAACAUCACUCGAGAAACAAAAGUGAUAAUAAUAACGCCAACCGCCAGCAAACAGUUUUAUUGCAAUCGGCACGCAGUGAUAAUAAGUGUUUAUUUUGCCGCGGUGCAAAACAUGAGUUAACUGAAUGCAAAAUGUUCAAAAAGGCGUUAAGAAAGGACCGGUGGCGUCAUGUGAAGCGCCAUGGAGUAUGCUUCAAGUGCCUAGUGUCACGCCACGAUCGCGAGAACUGCCCCGCGCCCGCUUGUGACAAGGAUGGAUGUGGCGAGGCGCAUCAUCGACUAUUACACUAUGUACACAAUCGCGAUACAGAUAAGGAUGCUACGUCGGAAUCUCCGGAUACGCGGGAAACAGCUCAGUCCAGCCCUACUAAGGAAACCGUAUCCUUUAUAAACUUAAAUAACCAUAAAGUGUUGUUAAAAGUUGUGCCGAUAAAAAUACGCGGACCUAAUGGUGUGUUUACGUCAACUGCAUUUUUAGAUGACGGAAGUAGUAUCAGUCUUAUCAGUAAAUCGCUCGCCGAGCGCGCCGGCCUGCGCGGGCGCACUGAGACUAUGCGAGUGAGCGGAGCGUGGAGAGAUAGCGAUUUAGAGUGUACUACUACAGUUAUGUCUAUCGAUGUAUCUAGCCUUAAUGGUAGCGAUGUUUUUAAUAUCAGUUUACGAGCUGUAGAUAAUUUGCAAAUACCUGAGCAGGACUUUAGGUCCAUUGAUUGUAAUAAAUUUGCCCACUUACAGAAGUUAAAAGACAAAUGGUCACCUAAUCUAAUUUCUUGUAAACCUGAAGUUUUAAUUGGGCAGGAUAAUUAUGAUUUAAUUAUGCCGUUAGAAAUAUGUAAAGGUAAACCCUUUGAGCCGUUCGCUACACGCACUGUCUUAGGUUGGUCCGUCCAUGGGAAGAUGCGCGCCCCGCACGGCCGAUGCACCCGCGCCGCCCACAACCUGCUGAUAGCGGCGGAGGGCGCCGGCGCGCCCUGCCCGAGCGCCCACGAUGACGCGCUCCGCGACCUUCAUGAGGAAGUAAGGCGUUAUUUUUUUAUUGACUCUCUAGGUGUGUGUAACAAACCUCGUCAAAACAGCGAUGACGUCCGUGCCUUAGCCCAAUUAGACCACACGACGACCUUCGCUGACGGCAGGUGGCAAGUAGGUCUGCCGUGGCGCGACGAGAACAGCGUGAUGCCUGACAGUUACCCUAACGCUCUAAAUAGGUUAAAGGGAGUUGAGAAGAAAAUGGCUGCAAACAGUGAGUAUGCUCAAAGGUACACGGAUCGAGUAAAUCAUUUGUUCCAUAAUGAUUUUGCAAGGGAGGUCAGUGACCCGCGAUCCACUUCCCCUCACACAUGGUACCUACCUCAUCAUGGGGUGGACAAUUUAAAUAAGAAAAAACUUCGUCUUGUUUUUGAUUGUGCCGCAAAAAGUAAAGGUACAUCGUUGAACGAUUACCUACUUCAAGGUCCCGACCUACUCGCGUCCCUAUUCGGCAUUAUGGUACGAUUUAGAGAGAAUAGGUACGCUGUGGCCGGGGAUUUGCGUGACAUGUUCCUAAGGGUCAAAAUACGACCCGAGGACCAGGACGCACUUAGGUUUUUAUGGAGGACUGACCCUAAACAGCCAGUCAAAACGUAUGCUAUGACGUCACUAGUGUUUGGCGCUAAUUCGUCCCCUUUUAUCGCCCAGUACGUAAAAAACAGGAAUGCACAGCGUUACGCGUCCGCAAUGCCUGCUGCAGUUGCUGCCAUCUGCGAGCAACACUACAUGGACGAUUACUUGGACAGUUUGCCAGACGAGGCCGCAGCUAUAAAAAUGGUAAAAGACGUUACUUUUAUUCACAAACAGGGCGGGUUCGACAUGUGCAACUGGACAAGUAACAGCGAGGCAGUAUUGGACAGCGUGCCAAAAGAAGCCUUAGGCAAUGCAGCCUUAAGGUUCAAAUUAGAUCAACAACAAGAAGGUGAGAGAACGCUUGGUCUUAUCUGGUACCCCGCUACAGAUGAGUUUGGGUUUGACUUGUCACUCAAACGCAUACCUAGCGAUAUAGUUAGCGGUAAACAAGUACCUACUAAAAGGAUCAUGCUUCGUGUAAUAAUGUCGAUAUUCGACGUGUUUGGUUUCUUAUCUCCAUUCACUAUUCAAGGUAAGAUAAUGCUACAGUCUUUACGGCAGUUAUCCGUCGAUUGGGACGAAAAUAUUCCAAAUAAUAUUUUCGCUAAGUGGAUUGAAUGGAUUAAUCUUUUAAAAGAAAUGCGUUAUGUACGUAUACCUAGAUGUUACUUAAGUCCCCUAGGAUCAAACGGCCUGGGUAGCCGAGCGAGGGCAGGGUCGCCGGGCAGUGCUACGACGCGCGUAGCCGAUGACUCCUCCCCCGCGCGGCCCGCGACCGCCGCACCGCCUGCGCAUACUACGCCGCCACCUACCUAUGAGCCGCGUAGCAACGCUACGCCAAGUACGCCGGCAUCAACUACGAAUAUUUAUUAUGGUAAUAAUUUAGAGAUGCAUAUUUUUUGCGAUGCGUCUACCAAAGCAAUGUGUGCAGUUGCUUAUUGGCGCUGGAUUUACAAUAAUAAAAUAUGCAUCGCCUUUAUAGCAAGUAAGUGCAGAGUCUUAGCCGUGAAACCUUUGUUGACUGUACCUCGUGCAGAGUUACAGUCGGCUCUUUUGGCAGCGAGACUUGCGGACAGUCUACAAAGGGACCACAGGUUAGUGGUACAGCGCCGCUAUUUUUGGAGCGAUUCCACCACAUUCCUUCACUGGGUUAAGAAUGACGCGCGCAAUUAUAAGACAUUCGUAGCAAACCGGUUGGGCGCUAUUGAUGAGCUCACGCGCAGUAAUGAAUGGCGGUAUGUACCUACUAAAUUGAACGUUGCGGAUAUUGCAACGCGCGAGACUUAUGACGACAGUCUCUUCCAAAACGAGUGGUUAAAGGGCCCUUCGUUCUUGAGAAGCGACGAGUCCUCCUGGCCGCUUAAUAUUGUCGGCCCUGCAGCUGGUGAACCUGAAAGGUCAGAAAUUAUAAAUAUAAUUAAUGACUUAUCUGCUACAUACUUACCUGUAUUUAAUCCGGAGCGCUUUUCUUCGUGGUUGCGGCUAUUGAGGAGCACAUAUCAUGUGUUAGUAUUCGUGCAUAAAUGUCGAAAGCAGACUUACGAUGACUCUGAGUUGAUGCGGCGAGCCGAGCUGCUCCUGGUACGACAGGCACAAGAAGAGUGCUUUGGCGCGGAGUUAGCUGCGAUUAGAAAAGGUAUGAGUCUCGAAAGAAAUAGCCGAAUACUUACCUGGUCACCUUACCUGGAUGAUUGUGGAGUCCUACGCUGCGGCGGCCGUAUUAGUGCCGCACAGGGUGUCAAUGCUGAUACAAAAUACCCGAUCAUUUUGGAUGGGCGGCACCAUGUGACGCGAUUGCUCGUUAAGCAUUAUCACGUAAGGGCUGCGCACGAUUACCAGGAAACCGUGGUUAACAAUCUUAAGGAAAAAUAUGCAAUCACGAGGAUAAGACCAACGGUUAAACAUGUAGCUACUAGAUGUAUGUAUUGUAAAAUACGUAAGGCGCAACCACAUGUACCUGUAAUGGGUGAGUUACCUCCAGGUCGAAUGGCACAUCACCAGAGGCCAUUCACACACUGCGGCCUCGACUUGUUCGGCCCAAUGGAGGUGGUGGUCGGCAGAGGACGCCAAAAGAGGUAUGGGGUCAUUUUUACCUGCCUCACUGUAAGGGCGAUCCAUUUGGAGAUCGUACAUUCUCUCAUUAUGGCGUUACGGCGUAUGGCGGCGCGUCGAGGAUGGCCAGACUGUUUCUACUCGGAUAACGGUACCAACCUACGGGGCGCUGAUACCGAGUUGAAACGCUCUGUACAGGAACUCGACAACAAAGCUGUCAAUGACUUUGCAUUGACCAACGGUUCGAGUUGGAAGUUUAUACCUCCCGCAAGUCCCUAUUGGGGUGGGGCAUGGGAGCGACUCAUACGCAGCGUUAAGAAAAGCCUUAGCGUUGUCCUUAAAGAGCGGGCACCGAAGGAUGAAGUUCUUAGCACUCUUAUGGCGGAGGUUGAGAAUAUUGUGAACAGCCGCCCGUUAACCCACGUCUCCGUGGAACCAGCUAGCGACGGCGCUCUGACGCCGAACCACUUCCUUCUCCACUCUUCUCCUAAUACCCCCGCUUUGGGUGCCUUUGACGAUACCGACUUAUUCCUUCGGAAGCACUGGCGGAAGAGUCAAAGGCUAGCCGAUAUGUAUUGGCAGAGGUGGGUAAAGGAAUACUUACCGGAGCUACUCCCUAGAAGGAAAUGGAACAAUGAGCAAACUCCACUCAAGGUAGGAGACUUAGUUUUAGUUGUAGAUCCGGGAGCACCACGCAAUGUGUGGCCGAAGGCAGUCGUCCAGCAGGUAUUUCCAGGUAGAGACGGUCGGAUCAGACUGGUCGAAGUAAAAACUAAAUCUGGCGUCUUUAAACGGCCUGCGGCGCGCGUCGCUAGAAUCCCUUUGGUUAAUGAGUGCUGA
Cydia pomonella (codling moth) is the source of this 5385-nucleotide messenger RNA. RefSeq lists its product as uncharacterized. NCBI's taxonomy places the organism in Eukaryota, Metazoa, Arthropoda, Insecta, Lepidoptera, Tortricidae. Gene Ontology annotation, molecular function: nucleic acid binding. The transcript has a single exon. Gene Ontology annotation, biological process: DNA integration. Bases 1 to 5385 code for a protein of 1794 amino acids. The record is from RefSeq and is a predicted model, not a curated record.